This is a messenger RNA of Brienomyrus brachyistius, 6352 nucleotides long. RefSeq names its product MCC regulator of WNT signaling pathway (gene mcc). Lineage: Eukaryota; Metazoa; Chordata; Actinopteri; Osteoglossiformes; Mormyridae. Gene Ontology annotation, molecular function: calcium ion binding. The record is from RefSeq and is a predicted model, not a curated record. The coding region runs from base 259 to 3276 and encodes 1005 amino acids. The transcript is spliced from 19 exons.
UCAGCCCGCCUGCUCUACCUCCAUCAACAGUUUGGAGGAGCUUUCUCCAUGACCUGGCAUGGACGGAGUUAGGCACCCGUCCUCCCCUCCCCUCCCAGGAGCUAUACUCUUCACUGUAGUAUGAAAUGCCUUUAUUAAAUUGGGAAGUUUUGAGGAUUUGAUGGAGCGACGGAAUGUUUAGUGUAGCUCGGUGAAGCUUUUUUUUCGGAGGGCCAGCAGACGGAGAGGCGCAGCUGACGUUUUGGGGGGGGGGGGAUCAUGGCGGCGGAGGUGAGUCUAAGCAGCGGCAGUAGUGACACAUCGAGUACGGGCGAAGAGGAGCGGGUCAAGCGCCUCUUCCAGACCUGCGACGGGGACGGAGAUGGCUACAUCAGCAGGAACGAUCUUCUGAUGGUCUGUCGCCAGCUCAACAUGGAAGGCUCUGUGGCAGAGAUCAUGGACCAGCUGGGGGCGGAUGAAGAGGGCAGAAUCUCCUUUGAAGACUUCAUGUGCUGCCGCAUGAGAUUGGUGAAUGAAAUCCGAAAGGAAGAGGGUGAGCUGUCACUGCGGUCAGGUGAUCUUGACAGGAAGGAGUUCCAGGAACCUGUGUCCUUCUGGCCAUCAAGCACUGAAAACAUCCUGGUGACUCUGUCCAGGACCAGGGACAGCUGGGACCGUGACACUGGAGCACGGGACCUGCAGAGCUCAGCUCUCCAACAGCAGCCCCUCCAGCAGCACGGCAUCUUGCAGAAGCUGCUGGAGCAGAGGGGGGCUGCUCUAGAGCAACAGGCUGCCCUUCACAAGCUCCUGAUGCAGUCCCCCUCCCGCGCUCCCCCCCUGGGAGCAAACUACCUGGAACUGGCCAACAUGCUCCACCAAGCAGCCCUGGCCUCGCUGAAAGGUGAUGUGGUGGAUUUGAACAAGCGUCUCCUGCAAAGUGAGAGAGAGCGUGAGACUUUAGAAAAGACCCUGGCUAAAUCACAGUGUGAGCAGUCCCACCUGAUGCGAGAGUAUGAGGAAGCACAGGAGCGAAAUAUGCUGCGCUACGAAGAGAGAAUCACUGAGCUGCACAGCAUCAUCGCCGAGCUCAACAAAAAGAUCGACCAGCUGCAGGGCACAACCAUCAGGGAGGAAGAUGAGUUCUCUGAACUUCGUUCUGAGCUAAGCCACAGCCAGCCGGAAGUAAAUGAGGAUGGACACAGUGUGGACCUGGACCAGGACCAGGACCAGAACUCUGUCUCGGUGCCUGAGAAUCAGUCUACCUUAGUUACUGCAGAUAUGGAUACCUGCAGUGACCUGAACUCGGAGCUGCAGCGGGUUCUCACAGGCCUGGAGCGUGUUGUCUGUCGCAAGAAAAGCACAUGCAACCUCUCAGUAGCCGAGGUGGAUCGUCACAUCGAGCAGCUGACGACAGCCAGUGAGCACUGUGACCUAGUCAUUAAGACUGUGGAGGAGAUUGAGGGAGCCCUAGGAGGAGAUCUUUACCCCAGCCUGGCGGAGGAGCGCAUUCACUGGGAGAGGGAGCUGAAGGCCCUGAGGGAUGAAAAGGAGAGCCUGAUCGCCGUGCUGUGCAGCAAGGAAGACGACCUGAACCGCACCAAGGCGACCGUCAGUGCUGUUCGCGAGGAGCGAGACCGUUUAAGGAGGCGGGUUCGGGAGCUGCAGUCCCGUCUACAGAGUGUCCAGCUGACAGGUUCCUCCAGUCCCGGGAGGCUUACCCAGACCAGUCGGCCCAUUAACCCCAGUACGGGUGAGCUCAGCACCAGCAGCAGCAGCAAUGAUAUCCCUGUGGCCAAGGUAGCAGAACGGGUCAAAUUGUCCAAAACCAGGUCCGAAUCGUUAUCCAUAGAGAGGCCUGUUCUGGGCUCAGAGAUCAGCAGCAUUGGGGUGUCCAGCAACAUAGCAGAGCACUUGGCUCACUCGUUACAAGACUGUUCGAAUAUCCAGGAGAUCUUCCAGACCCUUUAUUCGCACGGCUCUGCCAUCUCGGAGAGCAAGAUCCGCGAGUUUGAGGUGGAGACCGAGCGGCUGAAUAGUCGAAUCGAGCAUUUAAAAUCCCAGAAUGACUUGCUGACAAUCACGCUGGAGGAGUGUAAGAGCAAUGCUGAGCGGAUGAGUAUGCUGGUGGGGAAGUAUGAGUCCAACGCAACAGCCCUGAGGCUAGCUUUGCAGUACAGUGAGCAGUGUAUAGAGGCCUAUGAGCUGCUUCUCGCCCUGGCAGAGAGUGAGCAGAGUGUUGUUCUAGGCCAGUUCAGAGCGGCUGGUGUAAGCACUGCUGUAGACCCUUCCAGCGAGGAGAGCAUCACCCAGAUUUUGAAACGGGCUCAUGACAGCCGGCGGACAGCGGAGAACGCUGCCAAAGAUCUGCUGGCCAGGCUGGAUGGGAGCUGUCUGGGCACCUUCGCUGUGUCCGGGUGCAGCAUGCAGCCUUGGGAAAGUCUGUCCUCCAACAGCCAUACCAGCACGACUAGUUCGACGGCCAGCAGCUGUGAUACAGACUUUAGCAAGGAGGACGAGCAGCGCCUGAAAGAUUAUGUCCAGCAGUUGAAGAAUGACCGGGCAGCAGUGAAGCUGACCAUGCUGGAGCUGGAGAGUGUUCACAUCGACCCCCUUAGCCAUGACGUCAAGCCCCGUGGAGACUCACAAAGGCUGGACUUGGAGAAUGCUGUGCUAAUGCAAGAGCUUAUGGCCAUGAAGGAGGAGAUGGCAGAGCUGAAGGCCCAGCUGUAUCUGCUGGAGAAGGAGAAGAAAGCCUUGGAACUGAAGCUGAGCACCAGAGAGGCCCAGGAGCAGGCUUAUCUGGUGCACAUUGAGCACCUGAAAUCCGAGGUGGAGGAACAUCAAGAGCAGAGGAAGAGGUCUCUCAGCUCCACAGGCAGCAGCUCUGUGGGAAAGGACUGUGCAGAAGGCAGCUCUACCGCCGUGACUCCGACUGAUCUAAGGACUCUUACUGAUGGUGAACUGGCUGCUGAGCUCACCAGCACACUCCGACGGGAGAAGAAGUUGAAGAGUCGAGUGCAAGAGCUGGUGGCAGCUUUAGAAAGACUUACUAAAAGCAGUGAGAUCCGACACCAGCAGUCUGCCGAGUUUGUUAAUGACCUGAAGAGAGCCAACAGCAACCUGGUAUCAGCUUAUGAAAAAGCUAAGAAGAAACAUCAAAACAAGUUGAAGAAGCUGGAGUCUCAGAUGAUGGCCAUGGUGGAGCGUCACGAGACACAGGUGCGCAUGCUGAAGCAGCGUAUCGCCCUGCUGGAGGAGGAGAACUCGCGCCCUCACACCAACGAGACAUCACUCUGAGGCGGGGGCCCUGUGCUGGUCGGCCAUCAGACUGUGGCCCUCAGUGUGGGUGCUGGGGGUCCAAUGUGGAAUGCACUCCCUGCCUCCUCCAAAAUACUCUGUGUGGGGGAUCACACAACCAGAAUGGAGACACACGUACAAUGGACACCAAAACACAUGUUAUGACCAAAUAAAGGCAUAAUGACCAAAAAAGGCAUACAUGUGGACACCUUCCAGCAGAAUGCAUGCAUGCAAAAUCCAUAUGCACUAGAAGGAGCAAUGAUGUCACACGUUUGAGAUAUUCUUAUCCACAUACCCAAAGUAAAAAAUGCAGUAUUGGAAUCCAUACUGUGAAUUUCAUGGCAAUAGCAAAAGCAAAUCCACUGUGGCUGUUGUAAUGACUGGACAUUAUCUAAUGAAGAUAAACAUUCUUGUCUAUUUAUGUAAGAGGUGAUGCCUAAAAUCACCGUUUACUCUUUUUAUAUACAUGUGCAUUCAAAUUUUAUAUGAUCGUAUAGAUAAAAGCAAUCAGGCAUACAGUGCUAUGCUUUAUGGCGAACACUGCAAUGCAGGGCAAUAUCAUUUAAUACUGGUCAGGCAUUAUUUUGACCAAGUUUAUUUUUUGUGACUAUCAACUGAAAUUAAUCCUGAAUUAAAAGGACAAUGACCUUGUGACCUACAUGAUAUUAAAAUAUCAAUUCGCAAUUUACAUUGAAUAUCCAUCCAUCCACGCAUCUUCAAACAUCUUUUACUGGUGACAGUCAUAAUGACAGCGCAUGUCGCAAGUCCAUUCCAGACCUUUCCUUUGAAGCCCACAGGUUUUUUUCAUUCUUAGAAGUUCCAAGCCAUCUGGGAGAUAUUUCCCCUGCAGUAGGUUCUGGGUCUGCUCCACGGCCUCCACUCCUUGGGACAUGUCCUCAAACAGGUGGCAUCCUUGUGAGAUGCCUGAACCUCCUCAGCUGAAUCAUCUGAAUCAAAAAGAGCAGCAUGUCUCCUUCCUAUCAUCUCUCUGAACUUCUCGCCAUUACUGAGCGUGAGCUCUCAAUGUUGUGGAAACCUUGUUUCUGUAACUGAUUUUGUUCCUUCAGUAAUUAACUAGUAGCUCCCCAGAAAACCCUGAGCCCUGCCUGACUGCACGGUCUCCCCUCCCCACUGUGGAUCAGUAAUGUCCCCGCAGCAGUGCAGCUACUGAGACCAUGGGUCUGUCAGACUCAUGUUCUCUUUCACUCUCGCUCAUGAGCAAGAUCUCACAAUAUUACUUCUCUUCACAGCCAGAGCAGAUUCAACAUUGCUUUGAAUUCAAGUCUUCAGAAAAAAAACCUUUUGAAAAAGAUUCUUCUUAGUUUGUAUAUACCUUUUCUCUUUGAAGAAAUUUAUAACCUUAUGUUUGUAUAUAUUUCGAAUAGUCUUAUUUUGACAUAUUAAAUUGUAUAAAUGUGAAAUGCUGCAAUUCAGAAAACCUUGUAAAUAAAUCCAGUGUAAAGAUUUGUGGGGAAGAUGCCUUAAAUCCCAUUUAUAUGCUUUUACUUACAUUUUUGAAAUUCAGAUUAAUGUUUUUCCUCACCAAAGUAAAGAGACUAGGAAUUUUGAGUGAUUAUUAUGUUUAUCAUCCAUAACUGGGGCAAACUGUCUUUUAUUUGACAAAAGGGACACAAGACUGGCACUUGGCCUUAAGACAUGCAAAGUGAAGUUUGUCGUUCCAUCCAUCUGCACGUUCAGCAUAUAGUGGAACGAGACAAUGUUCCCUGAUGCACCUUAUACAGCAUAGACUACAGGGCAGUUAAAUGCAACAAAGUUCUUGGAACCAAGAAGAAAAAAAACACUCCGCCCUUGUGUGUUGAUUCAUCUGGUUUUUUGAGGAUUCGUUUGCAAACUAGCAUGAUGUGACAGAACUGAAAUUCAACUCGGUAUGCAAUAUGGAAAGCGAUUGAAUUUUCUCCUGCCAAUCCAGCUAACACUUCUCUUGCCCAUUGUGAGAUAUAUGUAGUUUGUUGCACCUGCAUUUGCUAUAUAGUAAUGUUGAAUACAUAAUCAUAUAUCCAUGUUCUGCUGUACUUAAUUAAAUUUGUGUUAUAUGAUGGAUAUCCUGUGGAUCAUCUUCAGUUUUUCAGUUUAUGGAAAGUCUGCUGCUUUCCAACCAUUUUUUUCCUCCAAAUUAUUACAUCCAAAUAUUACUACGUGCUGCAUUAGUAGUUUGAUAGAAUAUUUUUGCUUCUUAUACACACGUGAAAAGCGAACUGUUUUAAAUACAACUAAAACAAUGUUUAGAAUUUUUUCCCUAUUUUGUGAAGUUUUAAACAAUAACAGGGAAUAUUGCUUGAGGCUAUGCAAUUAAGGCCAUGUAUCUCAAAGAAAAUUCACAGUAUCAGCUGUUUGCAAGCUAGACAGCACUUUUAAACACAACUGCAUGUAGCUGUAAACAUACUGUGUAAACAUUUCAGGAUUUAUGUUUUUUAUUACUAUAUUUCAGUCUCUCAAUCUGUCGUUUUAUCGAAAUCAGAAUUUUGCUUGAGCCAAAAAGUUUUAUGUAUAGGAAUGUGUAUUGUCUGUCUACCUUAACGCAAUACAGCAGUCUAUUAAUGGUUUCAUUUCACCAGAUUAAUCCUUGUAAUUUUAAUUAUGUUCUUGGUUUUGCCUUUGGCAGUGGAUCUGUAUCAACAGUCCUUCAAAUAUGUGUUGUUUGGAAGGGCAGCUUUUGUGUUUCUCACCUAAUUUGCACAUAUAUUUAUUAAUUGACAAUCUAAAGAACCGAAUACAAAUGGUAAUGCAUUAGAUUAACUGCACAUUCAUAAUACAUUCAUUAUGCAUUCAUAGAACAUUCAGUGCACCUUCAUAAUACAUUCAUAGAGCAUUCGUAGGCGUCAUGUAAGUUUACCUUAACAUCCUAAUGUACUGCUUUAUUAUACUUCAAUAACAAACAUUAUAUGAUUAUACAGUUUGUUGUUAAUGUGUAAAAGCUGUUAAGGUAUGUUAGGAUGCUGCUUAUAAAUUUUAUAUGAAUGCAUUAUGAAGGUGCGAUUAAUGUAAAUUGUCACCAGUUGUUUAUAGCAUAUGUGAAUAAAACAACUGAAAUGACCUAUUUCUUGAAAUUUGACAA